Molecule: messenger RNA, 1255 nt
Organism: Macrosteles quadrilineatus (aster leafhopper)
Lineage: Eukaryota; Metazoa; Arthropoda; Insecta; Hemiptera; Cicadellidae
Gene: Snx3
Product: sorting nexin-12
Exons: 4
Coding region: 207-698 (163 amino acids)
Biological process (GO): late endosome to Golgi transport; endocytic recycling
Cellular component (GO): early endosome membrane; retromer complex
Molecular function (GO): phosphatidylinositol-3-phosphate binding
Source: RefSeq, a predicted model, not a curated record
AGGUAGGAGGAAGAAGGAACUUCAUGAAAAACUGCAGAAGUACUGUUUCUGUUCAUUUAUCAUUUCAUUUCGCGUUUGGUGAUAUGAUAUGAAAGACCGUGGAAAUUUAAUUUUUGGUUUAUAGUAGCAUAUUAGAACCUAAAAAUCGAAGUAGUAGUUAGUGUAAUUGAAGAGUGUUUGACUGUUAAUAGCAAUUGAAUUUAAUUAUGGCAGACACAACAGUCGAUGCUACCCGUCGAUUGAACGUCAAGAAACAAACAUUAGAUGAUGCCUAUGCGGCUCCUGCAAAUUUUCUAGAAAUCGACGUUAUUAAUCCCACAACUCAUGGGGUAGCAAAGAAGAGAUAUACGGAUUACGAAGUUCGAAUGAGGACAAAUCUCCCAGUUUUUAAAGUUAAGGAGUCAAGUGUAAGACGCAGAUACAGUGAUUUUGAAUGGUUACGAAACGAGUUAGAACGAGACAGCAAGAUUGUAGUUCCUAGUUUGCCUGGAAAAGCAUGGAAACGCCAGAUGCCCUUCAGAGGCGAUGAUGGUAUAUUUGAAGAAGACUUCAUCGAAGACAGACGGAAGGGAUUAGAACAAUUCAUCAACAAGAUCGCUGGCCACCCGCUCGCUCAGAACGAGAGAUGUCUCCACAUGUUCCUCCAGGAGCCAGUCAUUGAUAAGAAUUACGUCCCGGGCAAGAUCAGGAACACAUAAUGAAAUAGCUCGCCCCGCUCUUGGUUUGCUGCUGACAUAUCUUUUCAAAAUAUGUUGGUUUUGUUUCACAUUCAGCAAGCUAAGACAUACAAUAUUCUCUGUCAACAAUCGUGAAUGAUUAUAAGUUCUUUCCUUUGUUCGUGUGAACAAUAAUAAAGUAUAAAAUAUAUUUUUAUUAUGUUAAUAUUGUGAUUUAUAUCAGUGUUAUGCAAAGUGUCAUUGUUAAACAUAAUAUAUUAAGUUAUUAUAUGCAAAAGCAGAAGUUUGUAUGUAGCAUUAUGUAUUAAAUUAUAUUUUGUGUGUUUACAUAGCAAUAUUCCAUAAUUAGGUAUAUUAUUUUUAUAACCGUUUCGCAUGUUUGUUUUCAUCUUGUUUGUUUUAUUAUGAAUGUGUAACAUGCUCUAAACCCAUAGGUACAAUGCAUUGUAACAUUUUCCAUCAUUUUAAUGAAUUGGAAGAGGCAAAAACAGAAAUGUUUAUAAACAUUUGAUUUAUGACUUGUAAUUAAAUUAAUAUAUAUAUACAGUAAUUCUAUAAUAAACUUUCCAUACAGUAUA